Messenger RNA from Fusarium fujikuroi IMI 58289, 1503 nucleotides. RefSeq names its product related to 6-hydroxy-d-nicotine oxidase. Gene Ontology annotation, molecular function: FAD binding. NCBI's taxonomy places the organism in Eukaryota, Fungi, Ascomycota, Sordariomycetes, Hypocreales, Nectriaceae. The transcript is spliced from 2 exons. The record is from RefSeq and is a predicted model, not a curated record. Bases 1 to 1503 code for a protein of 500 amino acids.
AUGCUGACCAGCACGGUCCUCAGCUUGCUGUCGCUAGCAACCUGCCCUGCCAUCGCGGAAGAGAAGACAGAGUCUGGCUGCGAUGCACUGAAGCAUGUCUUUCCCGACAAGACCUUUUACCCCAAGGACGCAGUCUAUGAGUAUGAGUCGCAGAAGUUCUGGUCCAACAAUGAGCUUCUAGACCCAGCUUGUGUUUUCCGUCCCACCAGCGCAAAGCAUGUUGCUGAAGCAGUCAAGCUGAUGGGUACCGGUCAUACAUCCUUUGGUUUACGCGGAGGUGGACACAUGGCCAUCGCAGGCGCCAACAAUAUUGAUGGAGGCCCGCUCUUCGUUAUGUCCAAUUUGACAACCCUCGAAUUGACCAAAGACAAGAAGUCGGUCUGGGUUGGACCUGGCUUGGAUUGGGGCCAGGUUUAUCGUUAUCUAGGCGAGCACAAGCUUGCAGUCGCAGGUGGUCGUCUCUCUCCAGUCGGAGUACCUGGUCUGCUUCUCGCAGGAGGUAUCAAUUUCCAGGGGAACCAGCGAGGAUGGGCUGCGGAUAAUGCACUCGAGUAUGAGCUCGUGGUGUCCAGCGGCAAGGUCAUAUCAGUCACUUCAAAGUCUCAUCCGGAUCUGUUCUGGGCACUGAAGGGCGGAUCUAAUAAUUUUGGCAUCGUUACCAAGUUCAAACUGGCCACUUUCCCAUCGGAUCAGAUUUACGCUGGUAUAUAUAGUGUCACUGAUAUACCUGGAUUCUUGAAGGCUGUUGCAAAUUUCUCGGCCUUCAAUACUGACCCUCUUGCACAUAUUGUUCCUCAAGUUAUUGCAGUUGAUGAGGAGACCACUAUUGGUGGUGCAAUUCUCUUCUACGACAGCGACUCAGACCCGGAGCCGGAGUGCUUCAGGCCAUUUUUCGACCUUCCAGCUAUUUCCAACACGUUCGAGAAAAAGACUCUGGCUCAGUUCUCAGAUGAGACUGGCCAACUCGUCACACCGAAGAUCAACAACCAGUUCAUCGCCGGUACCACUACGGGUAAAACAUACGAGGAGCUACUCAAAGGCGUGCAAAUUGUGAACGAUGGCUUCCUCAACGCUCUUCCCGACUUGUACAAGACUCUGCCCGCUGAGGACCGCAUACUCAUCUCUGUUGACUGGCAGCCCAUCGGCUCUCUCUGGACAAAAGCUUCUAAGAAGUACAACCCGGGAGGUAAUGCUCUAGGUUUGGACGUUGAGAAGAAGGGCACGUACAUUGCUUGGGCAGAGGUUGUUGAGUGGAGUGGCGAUGAGCACAACGAAGCUGUGUUCAAGUGGAUGGAGGACACGACUUGGGCAAUUGCUAAUGCUACCCAGAAGGCUGGUCUGUAUGAUCCUUUCACUUACAUGGGAGAUGCCGCCGGGUUUCAGAAUGUUUAUGAUGGCUAUGGGGAGGAGAAUAAACAGAAGCUGCUUCAGAUCUCUCGCAAGUAUGAUCCUUCUCGGAUCUUCCAGAAGUACUGGCCAGGUGGCUUCAAGAUUGGACUCUAG